Molecule: messenger RNA, 852 nt
Organism: Aspergillus neoniger CBS 115656
Lineage: Eukaryota; Fungi; Ascomycota; Eurotiomycetes; Eurotiales; Aspergillaceae
Product: fungal specific transcription factor domain-containing protein
Exons: 2
Coding region: 1-852 (283 amino acids)
Source: RefSeq, a predicted model, not a curated record
AUGAUACAAUGCUCUAGAGGUGUUCGAGGAGACGCACUGCUGGUGCAAAUGAUCAAGCUUCAGCGCAUAACGAGCAGGGUCACUGAUGUUCGUAUACAACUAAGAGAUACCGACAGCGAACAAAGUACGCGUCUUAUCCAUCCAUACAUAUUUUCUCUCAACACUCAAUUAUCCGAGACGAGAAAGCAAUUACCCCCGCACUUGGCCACGAAUAAGAUACUGGAAGUGAUGUCCCUGCACGCAGGAAUCUGCAUCAAUGACCUUAUCUUUACGCGCCUUGGGCAUUGCCCUCUUCUAGAUGAUAUCAGCAGCAUGGAGGCCCUUCUUAAGUGCCUCAAUGCAGCGAAGCGCGCCGUGGACAUCAUGUUCAACUUCAAACCAACCGAAUAUACAUACUUCCCCUUUUUUCUGUGGAGGCAAUUCCGAACCGUAAUUUUGACCCUCAUUCGACUCGCAUCCUUCGAAGAUCCGGCGUGGGACGUGAACAUGGUUCGACGCACUGUAGACAUUACGUCUAUUCUUGACACGACUGCCGAGAACCUAAGCAAUGUACAAACCAACGUUGAUGAUGGCAUUACUGACCACGAAAACGUGGUUUCGAAAUCACUGGCCUGGGUGAAAAGAAUGAGGUCUUGCUUACUCGCAAUUUAUGGCCAGUCAACAGAUGCCCAGGCCCCAACCUCUAAUAUGCAGAGCUCAAUGGGCAUACCAGGUAUGGAAACGUUGCUACCCAGGCAGCCAUCCCAGGAAGAAGCUUCAACCAUAGACAUAUUCUCAUCACUCGAUAAUGAACUCUUUGGAGACGAUAUUUUGGAGUGGUGGCCACCCUUAUAUUCGGGGAAUGGGCUAUAA